AUGGAAAGCGAAUAUCGUGUAAUUUUAAAUGUUGGAGGGAUUCGGCAUGAAACAUAUAAACAUACACUCAAGAAAAUCCCUGCAACACGGUUAAGUCGACUAACGACAAAUUUAGCAAAUUAUGAUCCAGUUCUCAAUGAAUAUUUCUUUGACAGGCAUCCCGGUGUUUUCGCUCAAAUAUUAAAUUAUUAUCGAACUGGUAAAUUGCACUAUCCACUUGAUGUAUGUGGUCCUUUGUUCGAAGAAGAAUUACAAUAUUGGGGACUCGAUGCGAAUGAAGUAGAGCCAUGCUGUUGGAUGACAUAUACACAACAUCGCGAUACGCAAGAAGUUCUUGCUACCUUAGAUAAACUGGACAUCGAUAUUGAUGAAGAAAGAUUAAAUAACGAGGAAGAAAUUUAUAGAAGAUUUGGAUGGGAGGAUGAUUAUCAUAAUGAUUCUUUGUCAACUUGGCAGAAAUUGAAGCCGAAGAUUUGGCGAUUGUUCGAUGAACCUUAUUCAUCUCAAGGAGCGAAGGUUGUAGCUGUCAUAUCAGUCUUCUUUCUGAUCGCUGCCAUUCUCGUGUUUUGCUUGAAAACUCAUCCAGGUUUGCGGGUUUCGGAAAUUUAUCCUAUGCAGACCAAUCAAACUUUUAGGCAAUCUCGUUCAAACGGUGUAACUUUCAAAUAUCGUACUGAGUCAAUCGGUGUUGACAAAACAAAUUCGAAACCACAUCCUGGUUUCUUGGUGGUUGAAACUAUAUGCAAUAUAUGGUUUACUAUUGAAAUAACUAUUCGAUUUAUUUCAUGCCCCAACAAAAUCAAAUAUUUUCAAACACCUGUGAACGUGAUCGAUUUAGUUGCUACCAUAACUUUUUAUGUGGAUCUUCUUUUAACCACAUUUGGCACUACAGCUGACUUGGAAUUCUUCUCAAUCAUUAGGAUAAUGCGAUUAUUUAAAUUGACUCAGCAUUCAAGCGGCUUAAAAAUUCUUAUGCACACUUUCAGAGCGAGUGCAAAGGAACUUAUGUUGCUUGUCUUCUUUUUGGUUCUUGGUAUUGUUGUGUUCGCAUCACUUGUUUAUUAUGCCGAACGCAUAGAAGUGAACCCGGAUAACCAAUUUCAGAGCAUUCCACUCGGUCUUUGGUGGGCGAUAGUGACAAUGACGACGAUCGGUUAUGGUGAUAUGACACCGCACACUUACCUUGGUCGUAUCAUUGGCUCUGUAUGUGCGUUAGCUGGUGUAUUAACUAUUGCUUUGCCUGUUCCUGUAAUUGUGAGUAAUUUCGCAAUGUUCUAUUCACAUACUCAAGCGCGAUCAAAAAUGCCGAAAAAAAGACGAGGUGUAUUAAGUUUGGACCAGGUGAUCUAUUUUGCUGAAAUAUAA
Dracunculus medinensis (Guinea worm) is the source of this 1365-nucleotide messenger RNA. NCBI's taxonomy places the organism in Eukaryota, Metazoa, Nematoda, Chromadorea, Rhabditida, Dracunculidae. The record is from the annotation of a GenBank genome assembly.